Molecule: messenger RNA, 2803 nt
Organism: Beta vulgaris subsp. vulgaris (sugar beet)
Lineage: Eukaryota; Viridiplantae; Streptophyta; Magnoliopsida; Caryophyllales; Amaranthaceae
Product: DNA (cytosine-5)-methyltransferase CMT2
Exons: 21
Coding region: 125-2686 (853 amino acids)
Cellular component (GO): nucleus
Molecular function (GO): chromatin binding; methyltransferase activity
Source: RefSeq, a predicted model, not a curated record
AAAGUACUGUAUACUCUCAGACCAUCAGUCACACAAACAAACACACUUUCUCUCUCUCUAACCAGAAAGCAGCAGUAUCAAACUUAGAGUGAAAAAAGUGACAAAAGCUGCUUUCGAUCUGACAAUGUGGGACCAUCAAAACAUUCAUCGGAGGUCACCGAGGUUGUCGGAAGAAGGAGGAGGAAAGAGAGGUGCUAAGUUGACUGACUGUCAUAAUUCCGGUGAGAAACAGACCAAUAAUAGUCAGAAAAUGAAAAAAAGAGUUAAUUCUUCUUCUGUUUCUUUCUUGAUCGGUGACCCAAUUCCCGAUGAUGAAGCUCGUCGUCGAUGGCCGUACAGAUACCAGAAUAAGCGCCAAAGAAAUAAUCGAGGGAACAGAAAUUCGGCUGAUGAUGAUGAUGAUGAGCUGGUUUUGGAUGUAAAAUGUCAUUAUUCACAAGCUGAAGUUGUGAAUCAUGUUUUCAACAUAGGAGAUUGUGCAUAUGUAAAAGGUGAAAAACGUAAGAAGAACUUUAUUGGUAGGAUUGUUGAAUUCUUCAAAACCAUGGAUGAUGAAGAUUAUUUUCGAGUCCAAUGGUUUUUUAGGGCUGAAGAUACGGUUAUAGAAGAUGAGGCAAAGUGUCAUGACGAAAGGCGGUUGUUCCUUUCCGAUCUUAUGAAUGACAACCCAUUAGAUUGCAUCGUUUCAAAAGUGAAGAUCAUACAAGUUCCCGCAAGUGUGGACUUAAAACCAAAGUCUCUUUCUGCCUUUGACUUCUAUUAUGACAUGAAAUACUUUGUAGACUACACCACAUUUUCUACAGUUGUUGAUGAUGAACCUGGCCUGUCAUCAUGUGAUAACAUGAAGAAGAUACAAGCAAGCGGCCUCAAGCCUAAUUUCUGGAACUUUUCUGGCCACAAGCCAAAAAAGUCUGACAUGGCAUUGUUAGACUUGUACUCUGGUUGUGGGGGAAUGUCAACCGGAUUAUGCCUAGGUGCUAAAUUUGCUGGUAUCAAUCUAAAAACAAGAUGGGCUCUUGACAUUAAUAAAUCCGCUUGUGAGAGUUUGAGAUUAAAUCAUCCCCAAGUACAAAUAAGAAAUGAACCAGCAGAAGAAUAUCUCGGCUUGUUGAAAGAAUGGGAUAAACUUUGUAAACGUUAUGUUGAUAACACUGGAAAUAAGACUAAGUCUUCUCCUAGGGUUCAAAAACAGUCUCUGUCACAGUUACAAUCUCAGAGAAGUAUGAAUUCGAGCAAGAAUAAAAAAUUAUCUGUUGAGUAUGAGGUUGCUAGCCUUGUUGAUAUCUGCUACGGUGAUCCCAAUAAACGUGGCAAACAUGGACUUCAUUUUCAGGUGCGUUGGGUUGGUUAUGGCCCUAGUGAGGACACAUGGGAGCCAAUAGAGGGGCUAAGUAAUUGUCAGGAGCGGAUACAAGAAUUUGUGCUAAAAGGCUAUAAACUUGGGAUUUUGCCACAACCGGGAGAUGUUGAUGUGAUAUGUGGUGGUCCUCCAUGCCAGGGAAUUAGUGGGUAUAACCGUCAUAGGAAUGUUGAUAGCCCUUUAGAUGAUGAUAGGAAUCACCAAAUUGUGGUGUUUAUGGACAUUGUGGAGUUUCUCAAGCCAACAUAUAUAUUAAUGGAAAAUGUGGUUGACAUAUUGAGGCUUGCCGAUGCCCAACUUGGAAAAUAUGCAAUUGGUAGAUUGAUUCAGUUGAAGUAUCAAGCAAGUCUUGGAAUUAUGGCUGCUGGUUGCUACGGCCUUCCACAAUUCCGUCUUCGUGUUUUCCUAUGGGGAGCUCAUCCUAAUGAGAGAUUACCACAAUUUCCUCUUCCUACACACGAUGUGGUAUUGAGAUACGGUGCACCAAAUAAGUUUGAGCGCAACAUUGUUGCAUAUGAUGAAGAUCAGUCUCCAAACCUCGAAAAAGCUCUUGUUUUAGAAGAUGCUAUAUCUGAUCUUCCACCGGUGACAAACAAUGAAUCUCGAGUAGAGAUGUCGUAUAGAAAGUCUCCAGAAACGGAAUUUCAAAAGUAUAUUAGAGCAAGUGAAUGUGAUAUGAUAGAUACUCCUGACGCCACUCCACGAAAAAGAAGAUGCAUUCUCAAUGAUCACCGACCGCUUAUGUUAUCCGAGGAUGAUUACGCGCGGGUUUGUAAAAUCCCCCAUCAAAAGGGAGCAAAUUUUCGGAACCUACCAGGUUUAAUCAUUGGAAGAGACAAUGUUGUACGGAGGGAUCCAGAAACCGAUAUAAAAUUACCAUCUGGGAGGCAACUGGUUCCUGAUUAUGCAAUAAACUUUUGUGGAGGGAAAUCAAUGAGGCCAUUUGCUCGACUGUGGUGGGAUGAGACCAUACCCACGUUAUUGACGAGACCAGAUGUCCACAAUCAGGUUAUUUUGCAUCCGGAGCAAGACAGAGUUCUCACUGUUCGAGAGUAUGCAAGAUUACAGGGUUUUCCAGAUUAUUACAGAUUUUGUGGGAGUGUGAAGGAAAGAUACUGUCAAAUUGGAAACGCUGUUGCCGUCUCAGUAUCUAAAGCUUUAGGGUAUAGUCUGGGCAUGGCAGUGCAAAAGCUGACUGGGGAAGGUCAUCUCAUGACUCUACCAGCCAAAUUCUCUCAUAUCACAGCCGAAGAAUAUCUGAAAUCUUCAAACAAAGGAGACCAAAUAGAUGAUAUUUCAGUUUCUGAUAUUGCUCAUGUACACUAGAUUGAGGAGUGACAGAACAUAAGUGAUUUUUUCCUGAUAAAAGGAACAGGUUUCACAGCCUUCAAGGAAACUUGUGAUAAUUGGUUUGGCAAUUUGGACAUUUUCGAUUUGAAACUU